CCAAACCACGUACACUCUCUCAUCUCUGCAAAGCUCCUAAACUCAAGUUUCGUAUCAGAAACACAGUUUCUCAUCAUUCCUUACACAUUAUGGGUGUCGUUGGAACAAUGGCCAGACAUUUGGAUACAUUAGUAGGGCCAGGAGUGAUGCUUCUCUAUCCCUUAUAUGCAUCCAUAAGGGCGAUAGAGAGUCCUUCAACAUUGGAUGAUCAGCAAUGGUUAACAUACUGGGUUUUGUACUCAUUCAUAACCCUCUUUGAGCUUUCUUUUCACAAAAUCCUAGCUUGGUUUCCGUUGUGGUCGGUGGUGAAAUUGGUGAUAUGCAUGUGGCUGGUUCUGCCAAUGUUCAACGGAGCAGCUUACAUAUACGAGAAUUACGCAAGAAAGUGGCUCAAGAAUAUGCAAACACUUGGCUUCGAUGCUGCUUCGUCUUCUUCUUCUAAAUAUCCGGAGGUGCUUCAAAUGAUGACCUUCGAUGCAAGAAAAGCUGUUGAACAUUACAUCGAUGCCUAUGGCCCUGAGUCCUUCGAGCGAGUCAUCAGAGCUGCUGAGAAAGAAGCAAGAAAGCACUGAACAUUUAAUCAUCACUCAUUCUACAUAUAUCUCUGUGUAUUGAUUAGUCUAUUUUGUGAUUUAAUUGGUUUGUGUUUGGCUUUGAAGAUAGAGUGUUUGUUAAUUCGGAGUUUGUAGUUCGAUUAUUCUGACUUUAAUGAUUUAUCAACUUCAACGACCUCCCUUAGUGUCAUGAAAAUCUGAAUAGUAUGUUCAUUUUCUGAUUUGAAAUAUAGAACUUGAGGGAA
Messenger RNA from Prosopis cineraria, 799 nucleotides. RefSeq names its product HVA22-like protein f. The transcript is spliced from 4 exons. The record is from RefSeq and is a predicted model, not a curated record. Lineage: Eukaryota; Viridiplantae; Streptophyta; Magnoliopsida; Fabales; Fabaceae. The coding region runs from base 90 to 572 and encodes 160 amino acids.